Sorex araneus (European shrew) is the source of this 653-nucleotide messenger RNA. RefSeq names its product ubiquitin like 4A (gene UBL4A). The record is from RefSeq and is a predicted model, not a curated record. NCBI's taxonomy places the organism in Eukaryota, Metazoa, Chordata, Mammalia, Eulipotyphla, Soricidae. Gene Ontology annotation, biological process: post-translational protein targeting to endoplasmic reticulum membrane. Gene Ontology annotation, molecular function: protein binding. The transcript has 4 exons. Bases 115 to 582 code for a protein of 155 amino acids.
CCCUCUCGCGGCUUCCGGCAGCGGCGGGCGGUUCCGGCGCGCGCCGGGACGGCGGCUCGCGACGGGGGUCCUUGAGGGUGCGUGCCGGCCUGAGUGGACGCCGCGGCGACCACCAUGCAGCUGACAGUGAAGGCGCUCCAGGGCCGCGAGUGUAGCCUACAGGUGUCAGAGGACGAGCCGGUGUCCACGCUGAAGGAGCGGGUGUCCCAGACGCUCAACGUCCCUGUGCGCCAGCAGAGGCUGCUGUUUAAGGGCAAGGCCCUGGCAGAUGGGAAGCGACUCUCCGAUUACAGCAUCGGGCCCAACUCCAAGCUCAACCUCGUGGUCAAGCCUCUGGAGAAGGUGCUGCGCGAGGAGAAAGUGGCCGAGGGCCCGCCCGCGACACCCGCAGCCUGGCAGCUCGUCUCCCAGAUCCUGGCUCGUCACUUCAGCGCCGCCGAUGCCAGCCGGGUCCUGGAUCAGCUCCAGAGGGAUUACGAGAAGUCCCUCAGCCGCCUGACCCUUGAUGACAUUGAACGUCUGGCCAACCGCUUCCUGCACCCCGAUGUGACUGAGAGUGUGGAAAAGGGGCUCCCCAAAUAGGAUUCUCAGGCUGUGAGGAGGCGCGCCUCCAGGCCAGCUGCAUGUAGCAUUAAAUGUGUUCUUCCCUGGCA